GAGCUUAAUGGACUCUGGAAGUGACGGUGUUAGGUGGACUCUGCAGCACGUGAAGAGUUGCCAGUUGUUAUGGGAUUUAAAAGAGAAAAAAAAUCUGUAGUGGCUACAGGGUUAUCCUAUGAUGAGGCUUUUGCUAUGGCUAAUGACCCCUUGGAAGGCUUCCAUGAAGUAAACCUUGCUUCACCUACUUCUCCAGACCUUCUUGGUGUGUAUGAACCAGGAACUCAAGAGCAGACUACCUCACCAAGUGUCAUCUACCGGCCACAUCCUUCAGCUUUAUGCUCCGCCCCUAUCCAGGCUAAUGCCUUAGAUGUUUCCGACCUUCCUACACAACCUGUGUAUUCAUCUCCCAGACGUUUAAAUUGUGUGGAAACGUCUAGUGUCAGCAUCCAUGUUACAGACCCAGCAUCUUGUUCUACCUCCGGAGUCACAGCUGGGUUAACUAAAUUAACUACAAGAAAGGACAACUGUAAUGCAGAGCGGGAGUUUUUACAGGGUGCUACUAUAACAGAGGCUUGUGAUGGCAGUGAUGAUUUUUUUGGGUUGAGUACUGAUAGUCUGUCCCGCUUACGAAGCCCAUCUGUUUUGGAAGUCAGAGAAAAGGGCUAUGAAAGAUUAAAAGAAGAACUUGCAAAAGCUCAGAGGGAACUGAAGUUAAAAGAUGAAGAGUGUGAGAGGCUUUCUAAAGUACGAGAUCAACUUGGACAGGAAUUGGAGGAACUCACAGCUAGUCUAUUUGAGGAAGCUCAUAAGAUGGUGAGAGAAGCAAAUGUCAAGCAGGCAACAGCAGAAAAACAGCUAAAAGAAGCACAAGGAAAAAUUGAUGUACUUCAAGCUGAAGUAGCUGCAUUGAAGACACUUGUAUUGUCCAGUUCUCCAACAUCACCUACACAAGAGCCUCUGCCAGGUGGAAAAACACAUUUUAAAAAGGGGCAUACAAGAAAUAAAAGUACAAGCAGUGCUAUGAGUGGCAGUCAUCAGGACCUCAGUGUGAUACAGCCAAUUGUAAAAGACUGCAAAGAGGCUGACUUAUCCCUGUAUAAUGAAUUCAGAUCUUGGAAGGAUGAGCCCACAAUGGACAGAACAUGUCCUUUCUUAGACAAAAUCUAUCAGGAAGAUAUCUUUCCAUGUUUAACUUUCUCCAAAAGUGAGUUGGCUUCGGCUGUUCUGGAGGCUGUGGAAAACAAUACUCUAAGCAUUGAACCACUGGGAUUACAACCUGUUCGAUUUGUGAAAGCAUCUGCAGUUGAAUGUGGAGGACCAAAUACGGCUCUUGUGGAUGAGAUUAUCCAGAAAUCACUAAACGAAUGGCACAGCGCUCUAGGAAUUUUGUGGAAGGCAAGAUCAUUCCACUGGUGGUGAUCAGGGACUAUUCUCGGAUGGAAUUUGAUUUGAUCUGGGCUUUUGAAGCAUGGGUGGAAUUGGGGAGAUAAAGAACAGAUAAAGAAAACAGUGUAUUCAGAUGAUGGUGAGUAUAUGGAGAGGGAAGAUGUGGGGGAAAAGGAGUUAGAAGUGACUGAUUAGAGGGAUGAUGUGAACUUUUGGAAAUUAAUAGGAAGGACUCUGGUUUUGGGAACAAGGUGAUAGGUCUAUAUUUAGACAUGCUGACAUCCCCAAGUGAAAAUUUGAAUCAUGGGACUACAGCUGUUAACGGCAUACUGAGGUAGUAUAGCAUGUUAAAAAAACCAUUGGAGUUAGAGGUCAGAAGACUUAGUGUUGAAUCCUAGCUCAAAUAAAAAUAUAUUGGCUUUAGAAAUGAGUUAACUUAAACACUUUUUUUGUUAUUUUGAAAGUUGAUACUUAAAACCACUUUACCUGAACCCUUUCAAAAUUAGAAAAAUAGUAGACAAAUAGGUAUACGUCUGCUUCCAGAAGAGUAGUGUAAAGGUGAUUUUUAUUGGUUCGGUUACUUUUUCUCUUGUGUAAAUUAUAUUUAAAAUAGCAUAGUUCUGAGGACUUUUAACACUUGUGCCUUAAAUUUCUUGAUUGUCUAUCCCCCCUAAGCUGGUAGUUAGUGCUUUUAAAUGU
This is a messenger RNA of Hippopotamus amphibius kiboko, 2028 nucleotides long. It is a transcript of the gene RAB3IP, whose product is annotated as RAB3A interacting protein. The record is from RefSeq and is a predicted model, not a curated record. Gene Ontology annotation, cellular component: Golgi to plasma membrane transport vesicle. Lineage: Eukaryota; Metazoa; Chordata; Mammalia; Artiodactyla; Hippopotamidae. The transcript has 9 exons. Bases 70 to 1362 code for a protein of 430 amino acids. Gene Ontology annotation, biological process: exocytosis. Gene Ontology annotation, molecular function: guanyl-nucleotide exchange factor activity.